CUGCAAACCCGAUUUAUUGUGGAGGAAAUAUAAUAACAAUAAUAGCGAAUUAAUAAAUAUGAAUAAACUAAAAGUACGCAAUUUGUUUAUAACACUCGCCUACAUACUAAGUCUACUGAUCAUAAACAACAAAUUUCUAUUGGCGCACACUACCAAAAUUAUGUUAAUCGAAACUACUGUUAAACCAUUUUCCACUUGGCCCCCCGGUUGCUAUAGGGAUGAGAAGACUACUUGUGAUUGCUAUAGCGAUGUAGAGCUUAAGUGUAAAAUUGUCGACGGACUCAAUUCAAUUUCCAUCAGAUUUUAUAGAAACCAUCGAUAUCUGUUAGUUACGUGCUACACUAUAGACACAGGAACUAAUAUCGAUUUCCUACUUAAACGCAAAUUUCCGAAAAUUUUACUUGAAACACGUUAUAUCGGAGUGAACGAUUGCAAGAAUUUUACACACGAAAGCUAUAUCAAUGACAAAGUGUGGGUAACUCAACAAAAUAUGAAUGAGCUGAAUAAAGUGACAGUAAUCUUUAACAUUGACUUUAAUACAAAACCAACGGGAUAUUUUAGUACAGAAUGGAAAUUUACUCACCUGCAAUUGAUUAUUAAAUCAAAUCGAACUGAAAUCCGGGAAGCAGAUGUUAUAUACAUAUUCACUGACUCACUUGAUACGCCGCCACAAAUGGAAACGCUUACGCUCAGCGUACAAGGUCUAAGAAACCAAACCUUAUCGCUGCAAAACUUGACGCAAACAGUCUUUAAACACUUCACUAUGCUCCGACAGCUUGACUUAGCCGGAAAUAAUAUGAAAAUGUUGGAUGCAAAAAUCUUUGCAACGCUAACGCAAUUGAAUUUUCUGAAUUUGAGCCGUAAUGAAAUCCGAGAAUUGCCCGAGAGUCUGUUGGCAUAUCAGCAUCACCUUUUGAUACUGGAUCUGAGUCACAAUUUAUUGGAAUAUUUAACGCCACACCUUUUCAAUAACACACCUUGGCUAUGGCAGUUGAAACUUGCUGGCAAUCAUCUGCACGACACCGUAGAUCUUAUGGAGAAUCUGAAACCGCUGAAUUAUCUACAUAGGCUAGACAUAAGCCAGAACCAACUGCAAACCAAUUGGAGCACCAAGACGUCCGGCAAUAGAACACCAAAGUUACUGACAACUUUUCGACACAACAUGAGUUCGGAUUUAGUCGAGGUUCUUAAUUAUAUUACCAAGUUGCACUCAGAGAAUUAUGAAGAUGGCAAGAUUAACUCAACGAUAAUAAAUCUAAGUGGCAAUCGUUUGCGCGAAUUCACGUUGGAUUGGCUUGUAGCUGCGAACCUUAUAUGCCCUUUUGAAAUAAACCUAGAGCAUAAUAUGAUUGAAAACAUUUUUGCUUUACAAGAUCUCUUCGGUAUGACUGACGAUUGUGCACUCGAAAUCAAACUAAGUGGUCAUCGGAUCGCGUGCGAUUGUAAAUUGGCUUGGAUUUACAGGGAAAACUAUCGUUCGCUGUUCAAUGAUUUUCAGUGCAUUCAGACGUCAACCAAACAAGUAAAAAAUCUCGCGCAGCUGAAACGUAAUGAACUGUGUACUUGGGAACCUGUAAUGUGCCCCAGAAACUGCAAUUGUUACACACAAUUUGAAUUCCUGCACAUCAAUUGCAAGGGUGCGCAACAUAUCGAACAGCUCCCACGCCCCGAGCAAGUUGGGCUCAAGAGUUCGGUACUCGAUAUUAGCAAUAACAAUUUCAUUGAAUUGCCGCUAAACACCACCUUCGGCUACGAUAACGUUUCGCAACUCAACGCGUCCUCAAAUAAAAUCACGAACUUUAAUAUCAGUCAACUGCCAACCAAUUUGACGGUUUUGGAUCUACGAAAUAAUCGCUUAAAAUCUUUAGAUGAUGAAUUUUUGCGUAGAUAUCUCAAUGACAGCACAAAACUACUAUAUCUCUAUUUAAGUGAUAAUCAUUGGAUUUGCGACUGUUCCACGCAGCAGUUGGUGUACACCAUACGUAGACAUCAGACACGCAUACCCGAUGCCGACCAGUUACUCUGUUACUCUACUACUCUGCAGAACGAUACACUCCUAAUAGACAAUGUGAGAGAAAUGUGUCCAACUCCUGUUAAAGAUGAAUAUUAUCAAAACUUGAAUGCAACUGUGAUUAGUGUAGCGUCAACCAUUAUUAUUUUACUUUGCAUUAUCGCACUCUUUUAUAAAUAUAAAUUAGAAGUGAAAGUCUGGCUAUAUAGCUACAACAUAUUGAGAUUUUGCAUUAGCGAAUGUGAGCUGGAUAAGCAUAAAACAUUCGAUGCGUUUAUUUCAUAUGCACACCAGGAUGCAGACUUCGUCAACCAUACAUUGCUGCCGCAACUCGAACAGUGCGAACCACCAUUUCGUGUAUGCACGCACGAACGCAAUUGGCUGGCUGGCGCUUAUAUACCUGAACAAAUCAUCGAAUCGGUGGAACAGUCGCGUCGGACGAUCAUUGUGCUCUCGCAGCACUUUAUCGAGUCGGAUUGGGCGCGCAUGGAGUUUCGCACAGCGCAUCAAUGCUCGUUGAACGAAGGUCGUGCGCGCAUCAUAAUGAUUAAAUAUGGCGAAAUCACGAAAACGGACUUAUUGGAUAGAGAGCUAAGGGCAUAUUUGGCUAUGAAUACCUAUCUGGAUUGGCAAGAUGUCAGAUUUUGGGACAAGUUACGCUACGCCAUGCCACAUAAAGUGCGUAGAGAGAAGAGCUCCGAUAUGCUAAAAACUAACGGCAGAAUGUAUGUUAUAAGACAAGUUGAGGUGAAUCGUUUGCAUGAAGAAAUUCAUGUUCCGCGGGAGGAGAAAUUCCUUGCAGAUAUGACGAGAGAAGAUAUUGACGAGAUUCUUCUAGACCGAGAGCUCGAUGAUGACGAUUUGAUUGAAAUAGCUACGGAAGUAAUCGAAUCGGAAAAUGGCAGCGACACCGAUAUAGACGAGCAUCCAAUUAAAGCAGAGACGAUUAAGCAAGGUCUUAAACUUGCAGCAGAAUUGGAAAAUUAUUUUGUAGCAAAUGAUACUGACGCCGAACGUACACGAAUUUUUCAAAAAGAAUUGAGUCUCUGCAUGUUAAGAUAUAAAGAACUACAUCGCAAUUUAUUGGGUCCAAAAAGAAGCGUUCAAACAAAAUUAACUGAAUUUAUGGUUCAAACUCAGUCGGAGAUGCUAAGUCAAUCAGAACAUCAAUCCAUAGUUCUUACUAUUGAUUCUGAUACAAAUUCUAGUGAUAUCAGUGCCGGCCAUCAAAAUAAGCGGCUAAGAAUAAUUUCCACUAUGGAUAAUGAGAAUACAGAAACUAAUAUCGAUUUCCUACUAAAACGCAAAUUUCGAACAAUUUUACUUGAAACACGUUAUAUCGGAGUGAAAGAUUGCAAGAAUUUUACACACGAAAUCUAUAUAAAUGACAAAGUGUGGGUAUCUCAACAAAAUAUGAAUGAGCUGAAUAAAGUGACAGUAAUCUUUAACAUUGACUUUAAUGCAAAAUCACUGGAAUAUAUUAGAAUAAAAUGGACAUUUACUCACCUGCAAUUGAUUAUUAAAUCAAAUCGAACUGAAAUCUGGGAAUCAGAUGUUAUAUACAUAUUCAUUGAGUCACUUAAUACGCCGCCACAACUGGAAACGUUUACGCUCAGCGUACAAGGUCUAAGAAACCAAACCUUAUCGCUGCAAAACUUGACGCAAACAGUCUUUAAACACUUCACUAUGCUCCGACAGCUUGACUUAGCCGGAAAUAAUAUGAAAAUGUUGGACGAAAAUAUCUUUGCAGCGCUAACGCAAUUAAAUUUUCUGAAUUUGAGCCGUAAUGAAAUCCGGGAAUUGCCCGAGAGUCUGUUGGCAUAUCAGCAUCAACUUUUGAUAUUGGAUCUGAGUUACAAUUUAUUGGAAUAUUUAACGCCACAUCUUUUCGAUCACACACCUUGGCUAUGGCAGUUGAAACUUGCUGGCAAUCAUCUGCACGACAUCAUACAUCUUAUAGAGAAUCUGAAACCGCUGAACUAUCUGCAUAGGCUAGACGUAAGCCAGAACCAACUGCAAACUAUUUGGAGCACCGAUACGUCCGUCAAUAGAACGCCAAGGUUACUGACAAAUUUUCGUUACAACAUGAGUUUGGCUUUAGCCGACAGUCUUAAUUAUAUAACCAAGUUGCAACCAGAGAAUUACGAAGGUGGCAAGAUUAACUCAACAGUAAUAAAUCUAAGUGGCAAUCGUUUGCGCGAAUUUACAUUGGAUUGGCUUGUAGCUGCGAACCUUAUAUGCCCUUUUGAAAUAAACCUAGACCACAAUUCGAUUGAAAAUAUUUUUGCUUUACAAAAGACUGACGAUUGUGCGCCCAAAAUCAAACUAAACGGUAACCCGAUCGUGUGCGAUUGUAUAUUGGCUUGGAUUUACAGUGAAAACUAUCGUUCACUGUUCAAUGGUUUACAGUGCCUUCAGACGUCAACCAAACAAGUAAAAGAUCUCGCGCAGCUGGAACGUAAUGAAUUGUGUGCUUGGGAACCUGUAAUGUGCCCCAGAAACUGCAAUUGUUACACACAAUUUGAAUUCCUGCACAUCGAUUGCAAGGGUGCGCAACAUAUCGAACAGCUCCCACGCCCCGAGCAAGUUGGGCUCAAGAGCUCGGUACUCGAUAUUAGCAAUAACAAUUUCAUUGAAUUGCCGCUAAACACCACCUUCGGCUACGGUAAUGUUUCGCAACUCAACGCGUCGUCAAAUAAAAUCACGAACUUUAAUAUCAGUCAACUGCCAACCAAUUUGACGGUUUUGGAUCUACGAAAUAAUCGCUUAAAAUCUUUAGAUGAUGAAUUUUUGCGUAGAUACCUCAAUGACAGCACAAAACUACAAUAUCUCUAUCUAAGUGAUAAUCAUUGGAUUUGCGACUGUUCCACACAACAAUUGGUGUACACCAUACGUACACAUCAGACACGCAUACCCGAUGCCGACCAGUUACUCUGUUACUCUACUACUCUGAAGAACGAUACACGCCUAAUAGACAAUGUGAGAGAAUUGUGUCCAACUCCUGUUAAUGUUGAAUAUUAUAAAAACUUGAAUACAACUGUAAUUAGCGUAGCGUUAACCAUUAUUGUUUUACUUUGCAUUAUCGCACUCUUUUAUAAAUAUAAAUUAGAAGUGGAAGUCUGGCUAUAUAGCCACAACAUAUUGAGAUUUUGCAUUAGCGAAUGUGAGCUGGAUAAGCAUAAAACAUUCGAUGCGUUUAUUUCAUAUGCACACCAGGAUGCAGACUUCGUCAACCAUACAUUGCUGCCGCAACUCGAACAGUGCGAACCACCAUUUCGUAUUUGCACGCACGAACGCAAUUGGCUGGCUGGCGCUUAUAUACCUGAACAAAUCAUCGAAUCGGUGGAACAGUCGCGUCGGACGAUCAUUGUGCUCUCGCAGCACUUUAUCGAGUCGGAUUGGGCGCGCAUGGAGUUUCGCACAGCGCAUCAGUGCUCGUUGAACGAGGGUCGUGCGCGCAUCAUAAUGAUUAAAUAUGGCGAAAUCACGAAAAGUGACUUAUUGGAUAGAGAGCUAAGGGCAUAUUUGGCUAUGAAUACCUAUCUGGAUUGGCAAGAUGUCAGAUUUUGGGACAAGUUACGCUACGCCAUGCCACAUAAAGUGCGUAGAGAGAAGAGCUCCGAUAUGCUAAAAACUAACGGCAGAAUGUAUGUUAUAAGACAAGUUGAGGUGAAUCGUUUGCAUGAAGAAAUUGUUUAAAUUUGUCACACAUCCUUUGUGGUAAAGAAAAUUGU
Molecule: messenger RNA, 5745 nt
Organism: Bactrocera dorsalis (oriental fruit fly)
Lineage: Eukaryota; Metazoa; Arthropoda; Insecta; Diptera; Tephritidae
Exons: 3
Coding region: 59-5710 (1883 amino acids)
Biological process (GO): toll-like receptor signaling pathway; immune response
Cellular component (GO): membrane
Molecular function (GO): protein binding; transmembrane signaling receptor activity
Source: RefSeq, a predicted model, not a curated record